Molecule: messenger RNA, 2924 nt
Organism: Bufo gargarizans (Asiatic toad)
Lineage: Eukaryota; Metazoa; Chordata; Amphibia; Anura; Bufonidae
Product: C-type lectin domain family 10 member A-like
Exons: 9
Coding region: 722-1954 (410 amino acids)
Cellular component (GO): plasma membrane
Molecular function (GO): transmembrane signaling receptor activity
Source: RefSeq, a predicted model, not a curated record
AAUUAAUUUGGAGCAGUACAUCAAAUCAAACUGGCAGCUUUGUCAGAACCAGAACAGUUGUCAGGUACAGGCCACUGGUCAGUGGUGUCAGAGGAGACCUGUACAGAGGUUGUCAGGUACAGGCCACCGGUUAGUGGUGUCAGAGGAGACCUGUACAGAGGUUGUCAGAUCCAGGCCACCGGUUAGUGGUGUCAGAGGAGACCUAUAGAGAGGUUGUCAGGGCUAGGCUGCUGGUUAGUGUUGUCAGAGGAGACCUGUACAGAGGUUGUCAGGUACAGGCCACUGGUCAGUGGUGUCAGAGGAGACCUGUACAGAGGUUGUCAGGUACAGGCCACUGGUCAGUGGUGUCAGAGGAGACCUUUACCUAUAACAUGCUUCACUACAGACUUUGCACAGAGGUUGUCAGGUCAGGGUUGUCAGGAGACAUAUGUACCUAUAACAGAGACUCUGUACAGACAUUGUCAGGUACAAGCUGCACAGAGGUUGUCAGGGCCAGGCUGCCUUUCUAUAAUAAGGGUCUAGCUGUGGCUGAGGAUGCAAGUGUGAGGUCCUGAGAGUCCUUCAAGGAAUUAAUAAAACCUAGAAGAGGAUGCUUCCUGAUCCGCACAGAGUGGCCCCUGCCUGUAAGACCGCACUUAACUACUGGACGUAAUAAAGCGUAAUAUCGUGUAUCACAGUCACAGGCGUCACCCAGGAGCCGACGGAUGAAGACGGGGACAUUAUGUACAAAAAUGUCAUCGACCCGAAACAAAGGGAGAAUCAGAACCAGUCACAGAGGACUAGUCCCAGAGGCUUGCGGACUCUUCCGCCAUGUGGUACUAUCACUCUCAUCCUGCUCUGCUGCGCUCUCCUGGCUGCUGUCAUCGGGCUCUCUGUACAGUUAUCUCAGGUGUCCGGACGUCUCCUUAGCACAGCAGCCACAUUACAAGAACUACAGGGAGAUCAUGAAGACCUCGGCUCCAGAUUCACCGAGAAUAACCAGAGAACAGACUCCAUGCUCCAAAUGCUUCAGAAGAACCAGAGAGAACUGGAGAAGACCAAGGCUGAGCUGCAUGAGGUGCAGGAGAAGUGGAAGACCUCCACACAGGAGUUACAGAGAAUGAGAAGGGAGAAGGAAGACACAGAGACCACACGGAACUCCUUGCAAAAUCUUCUCCUGAUAGCCAAAAAUGAGCUGAGAGGGAAACAGGAGGAGCUCACACAAUGUGAGGACAACCUCAGAUCAGUCCGUACAGAGAAGACGACAUUAGAGAGGACGCUGACUCAGACAAAAACCUCUCUCGCAGAAACCAAGAGGAAACUCUACUCAACAACAAUGACAUUAAACCAAAAGAUUACAGAACUAAACAAUGUAAGACAAUCCCUCCAAGAGACAGAGAGGAACCUGGACAACAACAGAAGAGGAUAUUCAGAGCAGCAGAAGAAGAGGCAAGAAGACCUGGAGCAGAGACUGAGCGAGGCUGGAAGAUGCUUAACCAGUAGAGCCUGUUCAGACAUCGUGAACAUUGACGAAAAUACAUCUGACUCCUUUAACUACUGCCCCUUGUGGUGGCAUCAGAUUGAUGAGAUGUGUUACUACUUCUCCAGUCAGAAGAAAGCGAGAAUUGAUGCUGAAGUAGACUGCACAAGCCAAUCAGCCUCACUGGCCAGAGUGGAAGAUGAGCUCAUCGAGCUGCAAAAUCUGAUUGAGAGCACUGGAGAAAGUUACUGGAUCGGUCUACAUAGAGAGGAUGACUCCUGGAAGUGGCCGGACGGAUCCAUCAAAGAUGAUUUCCAGAAGACAGGCAGCCAUUAUUGUGUGAAAGCAAGUCCCCGGCUGGACCUGGCCACGUGCAGAACUAAGCUGCCCUGGAUCUGUGAAAUGAGGGCCAAGAGAUGCAGCUGCAAGGCUGAGGCGGUGCGCUGUCUGUGGGAGAAGAUUGGAGCAUUCGGACAGGAUCGCCAGGAGCUAUAAUUCUCUGAUAAUAUACAUAUUACACAGAUGGGUAAUAAGUAUGUGCCCCCAUCCUGAUGUCUCCUAUUACUCCUAUGCUGCCAGGGGCGUAACUAAAGGCUCCUGAUGGAAAACUUCAACCACCCCAACUGCACCACCCCAACUGCAGCCCAUCCAUACUUUGUCAGCAGCAUCUCUGGGUCUCUGAAGUGACACCUCGAGGCAGCACUAGCAGAGAGCUUCAUGACUAGUCAUAAAUGAUAAAGGGGAAUGAGCCUCAAGACAUAGGUUUUGACCUUUUUUUCCUCCCAAAGGGCAUAACUAUGAAACAACUUUUCGAACAUAAGACCAAUAAAAAAUGCCUGCCAGCAGAGGUACUGUUCUGCCCAGCAGGGCUAGAAAAUUAUCUUGGUUCAUUUUCCAGAGUUUAAGAAUCAUCUCAGAUCACGUCUAUUUCUUCCCUAAUUCAUUCUGCCGCAAUUCCUGUAUUUCUGUAGUUAUUAGGUUACAGCACCAUCUAGCGGUGGUAAAAAUGUACUGCACUUUGUUUUCUUGGUAAUAAAGAUUAUCAUAUUGUGGGUGGUGCUAGGCAUUGUGGGUGGUGCUAGGCAUUGUGGGUGGUGCUAGGCAUUGUGGGUGGAGCUAGGCAUUGUGGGUGGUGCUAGGCAUUGUGGGUGGUGCUAGGCAUUGUGGGUGGUGCUAGGCAUUCUGGGAAAGAGAAGCCCAGUCUCCAAACUUCAUGUUGCAGGACAUCAGCAGAGCGGUCUCCUGCAUAUCUCCUUUUCAAACCUCACCAUCCUUGUGCAAGCAUAUCUGGUAAGAGACCUAUCUCUGUCUCAGGAAAGAGGUAGUAACUGUUUGUUAGCUAUGCAAUACUAUGUAUAGUAUUAGGGUUUCUCUGUUAAUGUUGUAAUGUUAUCUAUACUUCUACAACUUCCUGUAUUGUUUUCGUUUUUCCACACAUCAAAUGCUCCUGUUUUACCAAUAAACG